Messenger RNA from Gossypium arboreum, 1950 nucleotides. Its product is annotated as ankyrin repeat-containing protein ITN1-like. The transcript is spliced from 4 exons. Lineage: Eukaryota; Viridiplantae; Streptophyta; Magnoliopsida; Malvales; Malvaceae. Bases 1 to 1950 code for a protein of 649 amino acids. Gene Ontology annotation, molecular function: protein binding. The record is from RefSeq and is a predicted model, not a curated record.
AUGCGGAUGAAGUAUGAAAAAGCAGAUCAAGCCGCACUUACAGCACACAAAGUACAUACAGUCCAAGUUAUGUGGAUGAAGUAUGAAUAUCAAGCUGUUGUAGUAUUUUCGGAUGAAGUACAUGCAGCUACUGAAGUUGAUGCUACUGCAGCAGCAGAAGGAAAAAUUGAAGUAUUCAAUAAUUACCAGGGGCUUGCACUUGAAUCGCAAAAGACCCCAAACCAUGACAACGUGCUCCAUGUUAACUUGGCAACCCACGAGCUUGCUGCCUGGUUUUCUAAUGGAAUUCUCUCAAGAACUAGAUCCUUCCCCAAAUUAUAUUUUUUCAUCUUUUUGUUUUUGUGGUUUUUCAUUAUUAAGAAAAAAAGUGAAAAAAGAUCAGAUUUUAUCGGACAAAUUCUUACUAAGUGUCCGUCACUACUACUCCAAACGAAUGCUAAAGGUCAAACUCCCUUGCACGUUGCAGCAAUGAAUGGACAUUCUGCUAUCGCUAAACUUCUAAUCAAGUCAUGCGCAAAAGCUAGAGAUGGAGAUUUAGAGAAGCUGGAAAUGGGUCAAGUAAAUGCAGUGAGAGAGAUGCUGAGGAUCACGGAUCAGGAAUCUAACACGGCUUUACAUUUAGCAGUAAAGUAUGGCGACAUUGAAAUGGUGGAAGGAUUGUUGGAGCAUGAAGACCCUGAUUUUCCGUAUUCUGCCAACAGAAACCAGGAGACUCCACUUUACUUAGCAGCUAAGAGAGGAGACACGGGCGUGCUGAGUAUAGUAUUAGAAAAAUCGAAUUCAAGUGCUCAUGGGGGGCCCCACGGUAGAACAGCUUUGCAUGCAGCAGCUAUGGCUGGAGAUAUUGCAGAGGCAACAAGGAUAAUAUUAGAGAAGAAAGGGAAUUUGAUAAAGGAAACAGAUGAAGAUGAGCACACCCCUCUUCAUUAUGCUGCACACUUCGGUUGCAUUUCUGUUGUGGAAGAACUGUUAAAAACGGAUGUAUCAGCUGCCUAUAUAGGUGAUAGAAAGUUGGGGAUGACACCCCUUCUUAUGGCAGCCAGGCAAGGUUUUCUUAGAACAGUAAGAAAGAUUCUCUUUUAUUGUCCUGAUUGUUGUGAUAAAGUGGACAAAAGAGGUUUGAGUUUACUUCAUUACCUGGCUUUUAGAGACAGUCCCCAUUUUCUUUUCAUUCCUAGUGGUACUAAGCCUGAAUAUGGAUCACUCCGAAAUCUAAGGAACUUGGAAGGUGACAUUGGAUUCACACCAGACAAAGUGAGUUAUUUUAUUCGAUAUGAGCAACCUUUUACGGCUGAUCCGGGAGCAAAGAAGCCAAUUGAAGACAUGUUGAAAGAUAUUGCACGUGAAAAAGUAGCGGAGUUCCCGGUUUUACCCUUUCACUUACGAAGGGUCUCUGCAGAAAGCUUGGAGAAAUCAAGAGAUACUAAUUUAGUAGUGGCGGCACUUAUAGCCACUGUGGCAUUCGAAGCAGCCAUAACUGUUCCAGGUGGUUGCAAGGGUGAAAAGGGGUUAGAGCAGGGCACUCCUGUUCUGAUUCAUGAAAUAGCCUUUAAAGCAUUUGUGGUAACAAAUGCAUUGGCCUUUAUUUUCUCUAUUUGUGCUCUCACCAUCCAUUUUGGGGUCAAUGAUCUUCGUUUAUCAAGAAUACCUUUUUGGGUAACUGAUAUAACUUCACAUCGAACUCGGUCCGCUUCUAAUCUCCUUAGUCAUGCAAUAACUGCAACGGUGAUUGCUUUCAGCACAGGUAGUUAUGUGGUUUUAAAGCCUUCUCAUGGACUUGCCAUCGCUUCAUGUUUCAUCUGUCCUGCCUUAUAUUUCUGUUAUUACAUAGAAGUAUUUCUAGCUAGCUGGGUUGGUGAUGGAUCUGUGAUAAUAAAGAAUUUCGUCACAAAUAUUGUAUUAUAUGUGACGAGUUUUAUAUGCGACACUAAUAAAAUAAGUGUGAUUUAA